Cylindrotheca closterium is the source of this 1215-nucleotide messenger RNA. NCBI's taxonomy places the organism in Eukaryota, Bacillariophyta, Bacillariophyceae, Bacillariales, Bacillariaceae. The record is from the annotation of a GenBank genome assembly.
AUGGCAAUAAGAACCCUGCUUGCCUUGCUGUUGGCGCAUGAAACAUCUCCUUUCGUACAAAGGGAGUGUGCCAACCAGUAUCCUCUAUCGAAUAAUCUACAAAGUACUGAAUGGAAACUUCAAGCAACGUCAACAACAAAAAUCACUGCUGGGAAUAUCAAACAAGGUGAUAGUCUUCUGAGAAGUAUCGCUUCGAUAGAUCCACACCCAGCAAUACCAGUCUGGCCGACUUGGGGAGGAGGAAAAGUUACUCCUGUUUCUUUUGGCGAUGAUUUACAAGAUCCGUUUCUGUUGCUUGCUCAUCACGACCACUGGUUUGACCCCAGAGACCCACUUCGUGGUCCGUUCAAGGCCUUUGGAAAGGCAUUAGGGCUUCCAUACGUUGAUGUGGAAGGGUUUUCAAUGCAUCCUCAUCGUGGCUUCGAUAUAUUCACUUACAUCUUGGAUGGAAGCGAUGGGUUUAACCACCUUGAUAAUUUGGGGGGAACAUCAAAACUAUAUAGAGGAGGCACUUGCCAAUGGAUGCGUACAGGAUCUGGUGUCAUGCAUGAAGAAUUUUGGGAAACCGACCCACGAAGAAGGACAAACAUUGAAUUGUUCCAACUGUGGGUGAACCUUCCAUCUCGACAGAAGUUUGAUGAACCUGCCAUCGAGUACAUUGGAACGAAUACUUCACAUCCUUGGAUAGAGAUCGAUAUUGUUGACGCAGAAACUGGUGCUAUCAAAGGAUCCAUACGAGACAUUACUGAAACACUUAACAAGGCGACACUCGCUUCUGAAGAUGAGGAAAGAAUUACUUCCACCAUCAAACCAAGACCCCCAUUACGGAUACUACACAUAAAACUGCAACCUGGUGGGCAGUGGUGCUGCCGUGUCCCAUCGACAGAAUCAGCAAUCGUAUAUAUCCGAAAAGGAAAAGCAACUAUCAUUUCACAAAGCCCGGGCGAAGAACCAGUGACAGUGAAACAACGAAACACUGCUACAUUUUCCAGGGAUGGGGAUCUCAUACACAUAGCGAACAGAGGCAACACUAUUUUGGACAUGGUCCUUUUGGCUGCUGUACCACUGCGAGAGCCAUUGGCAGCUGCAGGCCCAAUUGUGAUGAACAGUGCAGAGGAAGUUCAAAUGGCUUACCGGCAACUAGAAGAAGGAACGUUCUUAAAGCGAUCGUAUGUACUCAAACAACAUAGGGAAAAAGGAUACUGGAAAGCCUAA